AUGGGACCAUUGGUUGAUCAGAUGAUAGCAUAUACAAACCCAUCUGGUUUAUUGUUUGGUAUGGGAGCUAAUGGUGGAGGUGUAUUACUGAGUAGGAAUUUCGGGAAGACAUGGCUUACAGUCAACCCCUACGUAUAUCAAAAAACCUUGAACACGUCAACAGAAAUCGUCACUGCAAAUAUAGUGCCAUGGAUUUCAGUGACAGGACCAAUUGACAGUACAUUGAUGGAGUCAUUUUGCAAGUUCCAAGUGGCUGGACAAUGGAAUGUUUGUAUCAAUGCAAUUUAUGCAAAUGAAUUUUUAUUGGCCAAUUGGACUUACACUUGUCCAAAUAUUAAACGUUUAUUGUAA
Messenger RNA from Schistosoma turkestanicum, 351 nucleotides. NCBI's taxonomy places the organism in Eukaryota, Metazoa, Platyhelminthes, Trematoda, Strigeidida, Schistosomatidae. The record is from the annotation of a GenBank genome assembly.